AUGGCCCUGCUUAAACAUUUGAGACUUAUCCUCGCCGUCGCCCCUCUAGUCGCGUCCCUUGUGAUCGAUCCCGCGCCUCGGAAUCGGAAUCGGCAGAAGAGAGCUGAGGACAAUGAUGACACGCCUCUGCCGCUUGUGAUUUGGCAUGGCCUUGGCGACAACUACGCAAACCCUGGCCUCCGCCAGGUGGCCGAACUUGCCGAAGAGAUCAACCCGGGCACGCUGGUGUACACGAUCCGGCUGGACGAAGACCCUUCGCGCGACCGGUCAGCAACCUUCCUGGGCAACGUGACGGAGCAGCUGGCACAAGUAUGCGGCGCCCUGGCGGCGCACCCGAUCCUCUCGACUGCGCCGGCUAUCGACGCCGUCGGCUUCAGCCAGGGCGGGCAGUUCCUGCGCGGCUACGUGGAGCGGUGCAACAGCCCGCCGGUGCGCAGCCUCGUCACCUUCGGGUCGCAGCACAACGGCAUCAGCUCCUUCCGCGCCUGCUCGGCCACCGACUGGGUCUGCAGGGGGUCCGUGGCGCUGCUGCGCGGGCGGACCUGGAGCGCGUGGGCGCAGUCCCAGGUCGUCCCCGCGCAGUACUUCCGCGACCCGGCCGACUACGAUAAGUACCUCGAGCACUCCAACUUUCUCGCCGACAUCAACAACGAGCGGGAGGCCAAGAACGAGACGUACAGGGCGAACGUGGCGGCGCUGGAGAACCUGGUGCUGUUUCUGUUCGAGGAGGACACGACCGUGAUUCCCAAGGAGACGGCCUGGUUCGAGGAGGUCAACGGCACCGAGAUCACGCCGCUGAGGGCGAGGAAGCUGUACUCGGAGGACUGGAUCGGCCUGAGGGAGCUGGAUCGCAAGGGCGGGCUGAAGUUUAGGUCGAUGCCUGGCGAUCACAUGCAGCUGUCGGAGAAGGUGCUCAACGAGACCUUCAGGGAGUAUUUUGGGACACUGAAGAAGGCGAGAUCUGCGCCGACUCUCGGCGACGACGAGCUCUAG
This is a messenger RNA of Phialemonium atrogriseum, 993 nucleotides long. Its product is annotated as putative palmitoyl-protein thioesterase. The record is from RefSeq and is a predicted model, not a curated record. Gene Ontology annotation, molecular function: palmitoyl hydrolase activity; thiolester hydrolase activity. NCBI's taxonomy places the organism in Eukaryota, Fungi, Ascomycota, Sordariomycetes, Cephalothecales, Cephalothecaceae. The transcript has 2 exons. The coding region runs from base 1 to 993 and encodes 330 amino acids. Gene Ontology annotation, cellular component: lysosome.